UGCCUAAUCAGCAAAUUUUCUCGUGGACGUUUCCAGAAUUCUGGCACGAUUGAAGAAGACUCCGUCCAGCACCUGCUAUAAAGUAUUCAACUAAUAUAAAGUAGAAAAGAAUAAAAAAGAUGUCUGCUGUAAAGUUAAUUAAUCCAAAAGCAGAAGUUGCAAGAGCUUCUGCAGCUCUGCAAUUAAAUAUAAGUGCUGCUAAAGGUCUACAAGAAGUCUUGAAAACAAAUCUUGGACCUAAAGGCACAAUGAAAAUGCUUGUAUCUGGCGCAGGUGACAUCAAACUUACAAAAGAUGGAAAUGUUUUGCUUCAUGAAAUGCAAAUUCAACAUCCAACUGCAGCAUUAAUAGCAAAGGUGGCUACAGCACAGGAUGAUAUUACUGGUGACGGAACAACAUCAAAUGUUCUUAUAAUUGGAGAAUUAUUGAAGCAAGCUGACCUUUAUAUUUCUGAAGGCUUGCAUCCUAGACUGGUGACUGAAGGUUUUGAAAUGGCAAAGAAACGUGCACUAGAAGUUUUAGAAGAGAUUAAAAUUCAAAGCAAACUUGAUCGAGAUACCUUGAUAAAUGUUGCACGGACUUCAUUAAGAACAAAAACGCCAAAGGAACUUGCUGAUCAUUUGACAGAAAUAGUUGUAGAUGCUGUACUUGCAGUUAAAAAAGAUGGUCACCCAAUUGAUCUUCAUAUGGUUGAAAUUAUGGAGAUGAUUCAUAAAACUGAUUCUGAUACAAAGCUUGUCAGUGGUUUAGUGUUAGACCAUGGUGCACGACAUCCUGAUAUGUUAAAAAAAGUUGACAAUGCAUACAUUCUCACAUGUAAUGUGUCACUGGAGUAUGAGAAAAGUGAGGUAAAUGCUGGCUUUUUUUACAAAACUGCAAGUGAGCGUGAACAACUUGUAAAAGCUGAAAGAAAGUUUAUUGAUGACAGAGUUCAAAAAGUGAUACAGUUUAAAAAACGACGUUGUGAUGGAACUGAUAAAGGAUUUGUCAUUAUUAAUCAAAAGGGUAUCGAUCCAGUUUCUUUAGACUUACUUGCUCGGGAAGGUAUUGUUGCUUUACGUAGAGCAAAGCGAAGAAAUAUGGAAAGACUUCCAUUAGCUUUUGGUGGCUAUGCUGUGAAUUCUUUUGAUGAGCUUACUGACGAUUGUCUUGGUUUUGCUGGGACUGUUUAUGAGCAUUCACUUGGGGAUUCAAAGUUUACUUUCUUGGAGGAUUCUAAAGAUCCCAAAUCAGUUACAAUAUUAGUUAAAGGUCCAAAUAAAUACACCAUAACAAUGAUUAAAGAUGCAGUACGAGAUGGUUUACGUGCAGUUAAGAACGCCAUUGAAGAUGAAUGUGUGGUACCAGGUGCUGGCGCUUAUGAAAUUGCUACCCAUGCAGCAUUGAUUGCAUUAAAAGAGACUGUUUCUACAAGAGCACGACUUGGAGUGCAGGCGUUUGCUGAUGCUUUACUAAUUAUACCAAAAGCGCUAGCCUCGAAUUCAGGUUUUGAUCCUCAAGAAGCGACUGUAAAACUACAAGCUGAGUAUGGAAGCAGUAAAGUUCCCGUUGGACUUAAUUUAAGUACAGGAGAACCAAUGAAUCCAGUAACUGAAGGGAUUUUAGACAAUUAUCGCGUUAAACGUCAACUGAUAAAUUCUUGUACUGUAAUCGCCGGAAAUCUGCUUCUUGUUGACGAAGUAAUGAAGGCAGGAAUGUCGUCACUUAAGGGCUAGUUUUUUCAGGUUUGCAGACGGAGAAAAAGUCUUACUCAUCUUCAUUUCGCGUUAGUCGAUGUUAGUUUUUCCCCAGAGAGUAUACGCAAAAUAAUUACUUGUAUAUUUGUAAUAGUUGCAGCAGAACUCAAUUUUAUAGUUUCGUAA
Messenger RNA from Hydra vulgaris (swiftwater hydra), 1862 nucleotides. RefSeq names its product T-complex protein 1 subunit zeta. Gene Ontology annotation, cellular component: chaperonin-containing T-complex. NCBI's taxonomy places the organism in Eukaryota, Metazoa, Cnidaria, Hydrozoa, Anthoathecata, Hydridae. Gene Ontology annotation, molecular function: ATP hydrolysis activity; ATP-dependent protein folding chaperone; ATP binding. Gene Ontology annotation, biological process: protein folding. The record is from RefSeq and is a predicted model, not a curated record.